Molecule: messenger RNA, 8252 nt
Organism: Hippocampus zosterae (dwarf seahorse)
Lineage: Eukaryota; Metazoa; Chordata; Actinopteri; Syngnathiformes; Syngnathidae
Exons: 35
Coding region: 162-7130 (2322 amino acids)
Biological process (GO): muscle cell development; actin cytoskeleton organization
Cellular component (GO): cell junction; Z disc; plasma membrane
Molecular function (GO): actin filament binding; phospholipid binding
Source: RefSeq, a predicted model, not a curated record
CCAAGGAAGCCAUCGUAGGCUGUGUGCUAUGCAUUCUCAACAUGCACAAGAAGGUGGACAACUGAGCUCCCCCUUCACUUGCAGUUCAACCUUCCACUUGUCAGCAGCACAGAGACUGGACAAGCAGACGCAAUUUUUUUUUUCUCAUCCGGACACUUACCAUGUCUGAGAGCAUCGUCAGGAAGAUACAGCCCUUCACAAUCGGGACGAAGCUGUCAGUCCCCGCCGUGCCCAAAUGCCAGGAUUUUACGGAGACUUAUCUGCACUGUCAGAACAUUGAUAACUGCACACUGCAGCAGAACCUGAACUCGCUCUACCUCAGUCAACAGCAGGUCUGCGCACAUGGCCCCUGCCUGAUCGUUCCCACCGGCCAGCAGAUCACCCCCGUAAAACAGAAAGAGCACGAUAUGACCGCAGAAGACCACCUCAAUCAGAACGUUGCGCCUUCCUCUGCUGUUUCCAGAUCCAUCAAGAAGAUCACAAUCUCUGGGAAUAAGAAAAGCCCAGAGAACGCAAUUUCAGUGGGACUAAAACAGCGAUCCGUUUUGGGAUCCACAUCCAAAAACCACAACAACAACAACAACAUCGGUGGCACAUGUCAUUCCAACCUUCCGCGGAUUGUGGGAGUCGACUGUGACAAUAAGCCUAACUCUCAGUUCAAGGUUUUAGUGACUACAAACAAUGGUGAGGAUUAUCCAGCGAUGCAAGAGCAAACCAAAUCAAAAAGACAGAAGUCCAUACAACAGGACAAAGAUGCUCAAAGAUGUCAGCAUCACGCACAGAAUGAAGAGCCAUCAUAUGUUACAUCCAAGAGUGACUUCUAUACUCAGCACACAUCUGUCUUCAACAAGGAAGUACUGCAGGCUGAGACAUGGAGCAAAAGCAAACUUCGAGACCUGAAGGAUGAUUCCAAAAUUCAGGGCUGCCCCCUGCAGGACUGGGAUGAAGCCUCACAGAUACUUCAGCGAGAUCUUAAGGACUUUGACAACACCCUGAUUCAACUCAACCAGACAGGUGAUCAGCUGAUCUGCAAGCUGAAUCCCUCUUCCGAUCUUGUGAAGAAUCAGCUCAGCCAUCUGAAAGACCAAUGGAAUAUUCUGAAACAAACAGCUGCCAGCCAAUCCAGGGUCCUGGGAGCUUCCAAAAACCUGCAGGAGUUCAACAAAAAAGUGGACAAGCUCGAGACAUGGAUUAAAGAGAAGGAAGAGGAGCAGUCUCUUGUUAAUGUCCUGGUUGCAAACGCUGACAAACUGCAGCUAACCAGAAGAAUUUUAGAUUUGAAACAGGAUGAGCAGCUAUACAGAACUCUGCAUGAAGAGAUCAAUCACAUGGCUCUAAAACUGGAGAAACAAGGGAAAUCAGAUAGUAAAAGCAUCUCAAGCAGGAGAAAAAAUAUCAAUAAAAUGUGGUUGAAGGUGCAGUCUCAUCUGAAAAAACACCAAGACAAUCUUCAACUUGCACUGGAAGUGUCUUCAUUUUACCAGCAGGCUGACAACAUAUUAUUUGCUAUUAAUAACAUGAUGAAAAGCAUGUCUGCCUCAAAACAGCCAGGCCUCCUCGGGGAGAGAGAAAUCCGUGACAUCGCCAGUCAAAUCAUGAUGUCAGAUGUGAGUAUGUCCCAGCUGUCAAAUCUCCACCCUGUCGUGGCUGCCGGUGUAAAACAGAAACAGAGUGAGGUCAAGGACUGCUGGGUUUCUCUUCAGCGGGUUUUCAGGAGUGACCGGACAGACCUCCCUCUCAUGGGCUCAACAUUCACCAGGGAAGACGCUGACCCCUUGACACCGACCCUAGAGCUCCCAUGCAACAUGGGAACAGAGGCUCAAACGACCAAGGGAAAGCAGGGUGCAGAAUGGCAAUUUCAUCCUGAGGACAACAUGAGUACAUCUGAAUGUUGUGGGAGUACUAAGCAAAGCCAAGCAGCGCAAAGUGUGAACCACAUCUCUUCACCCAUGGGAGGUGGGCCUGAUGAUGUCAUCAUCAGUCAUCAGUCCAGGAGGGAAAGGGGUAAGCUUAGAGGUGAGCCCAAGCCUGCCACUGCCCCGAGAGCCCACCCACGGCUUCAUAUUCAACUCCAGAAGUUCACUGUGUCAGCUGACAAGACUCUGUCCUGGCUGAAGGAAAAUGUUUCCAUGGCCACACAAGUGUGCUCAAUAGCCACUUUCGAAGGAAUCGAGGCAGCCAGGGGUUGCCAGCACGCAGUGCAACAAGAAAUCCUCACCAACAAAGACCGGAUAGAGGUGGUCAAAAAAGAGGGACACAGUUUGGUCCGCGCUGAGCACCCAGGCAGCAUCAAGAUAGAGCAGUUCCUCAGCCAGCUGGAGAUGCUUUGGGAAGAGCUGCAGAGGAGGCACCAGAGAAAUGCUGUCUUCCUGCAGGCCUCAGAAGACUUGAGCGUGAGGGUUUUUAAAGUACAACAGGCACUUGGAAGCCUGGAGUCUUGGCUGGAGUCUGUGGCGCUUUCCAUGAAGGAGUCCUCGCUCGCCCGUGAGCCUGAAACAACGUCAGUUGCAGAGCAAGAGAACUGUCGGCUCGGGAAAGAAAUAGCCAUUCGUUCCGAGGAGCUUGGUGCUCUCAGACAAGAGGUGGAGCGCCUACAGGGCCACAGUCAUCCACACGCACGUGGCUUGCCAUCACGUAUGGAAGAGGUGAACACAAAGUACCAACGUAUUUUAAGUGCCCUGACUCAGCAGAGCUCCAAGCUGCAGGACAAGCACAUGCAGACUGAGUCCUUGAAGCAAGUGGAGCUGGACAAGAGUCAGGAGCCUGACAGUACUCCAUGCUUAGUUCAGCCUCUCCACAGUAAGAGCUCAUCAAAUCCUGACUUGCUGGGACUUCAAAGUAGUGGUGAGGGUGAGCUAAGCAGGGGGAGCUCUGUGGAGGAACUGAGAGAAGCUGCGGGGAUGCCGAAUGACACCGUGAGGGAAAGAAUACCAUCGCAACGUCACGAGGAGUCCAUACAGGAGCUAUUGAGCAAGCAAGCCAGACUGUCUGUGUGCUUGGAGGAGUGUCUCUGCUGCUGCAAUGACCUUAACCUGGAUGUCCUUGAGAAGGAGACAGAUAUGGCAGUCCAGUGUGAGCCAGAUCACUGUGACUUGGAGACUCUGCAGGAGAGGACCACCCAGCUCGAGACUGACUAUGAGGUUCUCACUGAUGAAGUGAAGGAGAUGGAGAGCCAGGCUUGUCGUUUGAAGGAGCUCUGCCCAGAGAGCGUACUGGUACUUGGGACAAAGAUUCGGGCAAUACUGAAGGUCUGGAUGGAGCUGGGGAAAAGAGUGAUGGAGCUCAAAUCACGUCUGCAAGAAUUCCUGCAUCUCCAAGACUUCUUCAGGAGCUACCUUUCAAUGAUCUCAUGGACAGAAGACACUCGGUCAUGCAUCUUCUCAGAAGCCUUGCAUCUGAGAUCAGAUGGACAGAGCCUAGUGUCCACAGAGCUUGAUGUACAAAUUGAGCAGAAGUUUGAGGAGUUUGAUGAGCUGGCGGCAUCUGGGAGAUAUAUUUUAGACAAAGAACACCAUCUCACUCAGAUGGUAGGAGAGCGCUUGGAAGAACUACGCAGUAUGCUUGGGUGGAUUUCUGUGCACUGGAGAGCAAAGAAACAAGAGUGGAUUCUCACGAAAAGGACGCAGGAGUCCUCAAUCGAUAACAUUUACUCCGAGGCCACAUUGUACUCUCCUUCAGAGACUACAGAAUCCUAUGAGUACUGUCAGUCUCUGAAUCUCAUCUCAGAAGGAAGAAAACCCAAGGCUGGAGGAGACAGCCAGAACCCGGAACAGUUUCAUGGACAUGCUCAGCAGCCAGAGGAGAAGCAGUUAGAGGAUGGCUACGAGGUGAUGAAAAGUAUCACACAAUGGGACGGUGAGGCCCCCCGAUCAGAGUCUCCCACACAAUCACUCAUGGUCAUUCGGGAGCCCAGCAGUUCCUCUGUAGGGGGCAUGGUCAACCUCAUCCUCCGCUUUGGUAACGCAGGGAACAGCCAUUUUCAGAUGGUGGACCAAUCUGUUUCGAAUGAUGAGGUUGUUGAGGAGACUUCUGAGCCUCUCCACAGGCCGACUCAGCCAGCCUGUAAAAACUUUUGGAAGCGCUGCCAGGGGCUUUUGGAAAAUGCUUUGGGUAGUUUGAAGCGAAAGAAAAAGAUUUAUCGGCAGAGUGCAAAUGAGGUGAGUACUUACUUACAUGUCAAGAAUAACAACUCAGCUGUGGCCCCAGUGUAUGAGAGCAUCACUCUCCCGCCCCAGAAGAACCGGUUGACAUCUUCAACCUCCCUUACUUCCUCCUCAUCCUCCUCUUCACCACCCUCGACAGUGCAAGCACCUCAGACUAGCAUAUCCUUCCACCCUUUGAAUGUCAACAGCUCCAUAUUCUGCAGCCUCAAGAGAAUGGGCAAGAAAAGAAAGAGAAAGAGAGACACUCGCAGGCAUACCAUUCAAAAAGUCAUGGGGGUGGACGAGGAAACAGAUGAGCCUCUUUACGCCUGUGAGACAGUCACUUAUGACACUCAUACCUGGCCACUCAAAGAUGGUCGAAGGAAGAAAGGUUCGCCACAGUGCGGAGAUGAAAUCGACGGUAUGUCUGACAUAAAGAAUCCCCUACUGAGAGACAUUGAGUUAGAAUGCACUGGUGAGGACACUAUUACUCCAUACGCUGUUUCAGAGGGACGGGCCACCUCCAACCAAGGGACAGGCCGGUGCAAAUUUCUUUCCUUGGGCUCCGUGUUAAGCUUUGACUUACCAAAGGACAUGACUCUCAUCCCCAGCAUUCAGGAAAUCAUAACAAUAGCUCCUCCGGAAUCCAAUAAGGCCAUCGGAACUGAUCCAGACCCCGACUUCCAACGGCACACAGCAAUGAGUUCAUUCAAACAAACUCGACCCUCGCUGGACAACACAGUUAACAGAGCGGAAGUCAGCUCUCAGAUACAGACGUCUACAGUUGCUGCCAAAGGUUUGGCUGAUAAUGACGCCAUUCUCAACACAAGUCCUCCGCUGGCAAAAGACGGGGAUCAGAUGGCUCCUUGUAAUGGUUUGUCCAAAAGUCAGUUCAACGUGCAGGAUGAUGCAGAGCAGGAGUGGGACGAAAUAUCAUCAGUACUCAAAACUGGAAAUGAUUACACCUGCAAGCUUUCCCAACCGAUUUAUGUGAAUCAAGCCACUGUGGCCAUUCACUCCGCAGCUCAUAAACACAAGUGCCCAAAUGUUCGUACACUUAUUCGGGACCUCAAUGGACACAAGUACCAUAAAAGUGCAAUACAUGCACAUGAUGAGAACACAGGACAGUGUCUGCACCAAGCUUCUCACAUGUUUGUCAAUCUCAAGUCAACUGUGAAAGUUCGACAAGACUCUGUGGACUCGGGCAUCUCCAGCUCCAGCAGCAUCAAACUAUAUCCUGAGGGGUCAUGUGCAGAUAAUCCCCAGGUUACUGGGAUGGUGGGAAAGCUCAUGUCCCUUCAAGUGGGACGUAUUGACUCCAUGAAGACGACAGAAAAUGUGGGCUCAUCAAAACACAGCGAAGACCCACAACAAGAACCUGUCCACCUGGACCGUCAGCAGUUUGAGGAGGAGGAAGAAGAGCUGGAGGGCAUCUGGAAGCAAACUACCAACUUCAGGCAGAGUAUCUGUUCAGACAUCAUGUAUCAGCCGAACCAAGAGGAGUCCAUCUCAUUGGAUCAACCGAGUAAGGCCAUUCCCAGCUCAUCCCCCAGCCAAGUUCGAAACCUGGCGACAGCCUCGGAACCCAACCUCCUCGUGGCCGACUUCAGGCUGCCAUGGAACAACCAGAGCCUCCUGUGUGGUGACAAGGAGCCGCUACAGAUCGUCAAAGACAGAAGGUCCUGGGCAGCCUUUCCAAACAGGGACCAAAUUGGCAAGACCUUUGUGGCUGUGAAUGAAACAGCCGCAGAUCAGUUGAAACUGCCAAAUGUUGUUGACAAUCAGAAAUAUAUCUACCGAUACAAAGAUGGGGAAGAGGAGGAAGAGUCGAAAGGUGGUGAGGAGAUGGGCAAACGCACAACUAGUUCAAAGGGCCAAUCAAAUGGCUUCUGUUACCGAGGAAAUGAUGUUCAAAACCUGGACACCAUGGAUAUGCAGGACGAGUCAACAGCCACAAGAGGGCGCUGCGGUACCCUAAAUGAAAAUCCGGAGAUGCAAACGAUGGAGGGGACUCUCGAAAGGAAGCAAAAAUGUCAACUUGGAGGAAAGAAAGCUGCCUCCAGAGGCUGGAACUCGUACCAUACUGUUUUAUAUCGACACACCUUAUGCUUCUAUCAGCAUAAGAAGGAAACACUAAGAACCUCCACAUGUGGCUUGCCGCUGAACCUCACUGGAGCUGAAUGUUCACUUGCACCAGAGUACACCAAGAAACCAAACUGCUUCCGUUUGAGGCUGCGUGAUGGCUCAGAAUAUCUCUUCAAUGCCUCCUCACGCUUUUUGAUGAAUAAAUGGAUGAACAAAAUACAAGUCAACACAGGUGGAAGUCAGUCUGCGUCUUCGCUAUCAAGCAACCCAGUAGAUCGAGACAUCCCCAUUUCCUUAAGCCCCCCUCUGUGCUCAGGCUGCUACGGUCUGGCCAAAUGCUACUGCUCCUCCCAGCAUGAUCUCACCUCCACGUUUCCCAGAUGGAAACCCCCGAACCGACCCAAAGACAUGGUUGUCCUCUCCAGAGAGUUCAUACGCAUGCCAAAGAGUCACCGAAGAUGUUUGGGGGAACAUUCGACCAUUUCAUCCACACACGGACACUCCUGCAAAGAACAAGAUGAUGUUGAUAAUGAUGACUGUAAGCAGAUGAUGACUCACAGACAUCAGGGAGGAAGCGGAGACAGCACCUCUUCCCUCCAUUCAUCCCCCCCACGCAGCAAUCAGGACUGGCUGAGCAGCAAGUGUCGCUCCCACUCCUUCACUUCUGCAACCUAUCAGAAGAUCAAGCCGACGCAGCAGACCUGCAGAGGCCCGGAGAAAGGGUCUAACUAUAGUGUGACGCUAGUGCUGGGAGACAAGUCAUUGGACAGAAAGAUCGGUGGCGCUUCGGUAGCGGUGGCUGGAUGGCAGCAGGACAAUUGCCCUCCGAUGAGUUACACCGGCCUGGCUCGGUCUCGCAACAAAUCCAUCUUUAAAAAGCUCUGUGGCAAAAUCGACCUGUGACUUUUCACCAGGGUGGCCCUCGUGUGCAGUGCACAUGGUUUUUAUUUUUUUUUAUUUUUUAAUGAGUAUUAUCUACUACUGACUAUAUUUAUAUCCAGAGUUGCUACCGCGGUUUUAUUUGAAUGUGUGAGAUUGUAUUUGUGUGUGUGUAUUAUUUUAAUUUUACGAUGUAGUUAGAGUGUAUGUUACAUUUGUGUUGUUUGUAUGGGACAGCACGGUAAAUAGUGGAGUUUGCAUGUUAUUUCUGUGCUUCUGUGGGUUUUCUGCAGGUACUCCGGCUUCCUCCCACAAAAAACAAAACAAAACAUGAUGUUGGGUUCACUGAAUGCUCUAAAUCAGGGUUACCAACAUGGUAACACAUAGCCAGCCCCCGAGGACCCCAUGAGUGGCUUCUAUGGGCCUGUUCCAAAAAUUGCUCACUUGGGUCAUUGUGAUUUCCUAGGAAGGGUGUAGAAGUGAUCAUUUCAAAACGAACACAUUUGAGAUUCGUACAGUAGAAAUAAACCUUUGCAUAUUGCAGAUCAUUUUUGUGAGAAAUCAUUAACAUGAUCAGUGUCCUCAUAUACAUAAUAAGCAUGAAUUAUUCAUGACAUAAUGAAAGGCACAUUGGGUACAUUUGAUAUUUCAGAAGUCUUUAUAAAACUGGCAGCGCUUGACAUAAAUCAGCACCCAAGAUGUACCGGUAACUCAGUUUCACAAAGGAUGGUGACCCCUGCUUCAAAUGUUCUAUUGAGUGUAAGUGUGUUGAAAUGUGCUCUAUGAUUAGCUGGCAACGACUUCAGGGUGUUCUCCACCUCUCACCCAAAAUCAGAUGGAAUUGGCUCCAGCUCUCCUAAUGAAGUUUACUGGGAAAGAAAGACGGACAAAUAGAUGUGUUGCUUGUAUUUUAUCAGUGUGCGUACAUAACAGCUCUGCAGGACGUCCAUUUUGAAAGAACAUUUGCAUACAAGUGAUAACACUUAAUACACGGAAGUCAUUACAGCAGUGCCCACCAUAAUUGUUUCCCUCCUGUGUGUUUUGCACUAAUUAACAUUUUUUUUUCAUACAAUUACACAGUUUGAUACUGCUUGUUGUUGGUUUGUCGCAAUGAAAUUUCAUUAUAAAACAACUUAAUGAUAAUGA